Messenger RNA from Exaiptasia diaphana, 927 nucleotides. RefSeq names its product beta-3 adrenergic receptor-like. Gene Ontology annotation, cellular component: membrane. NCBI's taxonomy places the organism in Eukaryota, Metazoa, Cnidaria, Anthozoa, Actiniaria, Aiptasiidae. Gene Ontology annotation, biological process: G protein-coupled receptor signaling pathway. Bases 1 to 711 code for a protein of 236 amino acids. Gene Ontology annotation, molecular function: G protein-coupled receptor activity. The record is from RefSeq and is a predicted model, not a curated record. The transcript has 2 exons.
AUGAACAACUCCACAUUUGAUGAACAACYAUCAGAAAUGGUCAACUGCCGCGGCUUCCAUGUGACGAUGAUAGUUAUCAACGCUUUCAGUGCUGUCUUGGCAAUUGUUUUGAACCUCUUGGUCAUCGUGACUUUUGUCAAGACGCCAUCUUUGCGAACACCUUCGAACAUUCUUAUUCUUAAUCUAUCCAUCACUGACUUUGGUGUUGGUGCUUUGGUGCAGCCUGUUUACUGCACGUUCCUUUUUACAUCCCUUUUUGCAGAGACGACAGUAAACACAGUUUUGCUUGAUAACAGUUUCACAAUUUUGUUUGCAAUUAGUUCAAUUUUAUUUUGCGCAUCACUUCUGACCACAACUGCUAUUACCAUCGACCGAUUCCUUGCCCUCCAUUUGAGUUUAAGAUAUCARGAAUUCGUUACAAAGAAGCGCAUUUUACUGGCGGUUAUAAUAAUUUGGACAUUCAGUGCGUCGCUGGAAUGUCUUUUUUUACCUCUUUGGGUUUUUGACAAGAAGAAAUUUGUCGUAAAAKUUGAUUUGGUCCAGUGGGUAGUAYKGGUYUUGGUUAAWWCCAUUCUCUUUAUGAACAGCAGCAUUAAUCCGAUCAUAUAUUUUUGGAGAAUUCUAGACAUGCGAAAUGCUGCUCUUCAAUUGUUGAGAUCUAUUCGAAUGAAAAACAAUGUUAACAAUAAUAAUACCAAUAACGAAAGCUAGAGCGCAUUAUAAUAGCAAGACAAAAAUUAAGUGUAGUUUAAUUCAUGUAAUAUCUAUCUAAUUGACAACAUGUUUAUGCAGUUUACARUCCAAAUACAACUGAUAUCAUCCAUGCAUAUGGUAUAGUCUUAUUUCAAUACUAGAACUGGAAUCGUCUAACGAUAUAUGGACAUGAAGACAUACGAUUUUUACCCUUAUAAAAUACCAACAGCUUCU